AUGCUCGCUGGCUCAGGCGGCUUGGCGCAACAGCAGGAAGCCCAACCGCCAUCCGUGGCAUGGUAUGACGAGAUUCCUGGAAGUAUCUGUGGUCCUGAGGAUGGCCCCUGGCCCCGCGCCUUCACCAAUCUCACGACGUCCGAGGCAUGGAAUAAGUUGUCGCUAGCAUCCGACCCUCAAAGCCUUGCUUAUGGUACUGGUGAGAAGUGGAGAGCUGACGCUCUCAACUUUCAGCCCUUUUCUGGUGCGAAAAGUCAGGACCGCUACGCCAUGCAGCAGCUGCACGUAGGCGGCCGAAUAUGGACUCUCACCGCUGUAUUCGAUGGACAUCUUGGAGACGCUACCGUGCAACACGCCGCUUACCACGUACCUAUCAUCGUCCGCGAGUUUCUGGAGGACCUUGACAAAAAGCAUGGUGGACGUAUUGUCCCCCCUCCGCUGAUAGCGGACGUAUUCAGCAGUGCCAUCCGCGCAUUCGACGAUGCGAUUGCCAAUGACGUCCUGGAGCUAUUUCCAGGUGGUUUACAUGCUGCUAUAGGGAUGCCCGAUCAGCAGAUCCACACCAUCCUCAAUGAUCAACUUGUGGGUGGAGAGAACUUUAAACGGGCAAGGCUUUGCAUGUAUGGUACCACUGCACUUGUAGCACUUGUCGACCCUGAUCACACUAACUUGUGGCUCGCUAAUUUGGGCGAUUGCCAAGGAGUUAUGGUAUCAGAGACUGCGCCUCAGGUCUGGAGUUAUGAAGUCUUGACUCGGGUGCACAACGGACAGAAUAAACGCGAAGUGGAGCGCGUGCGAAGGGAACACCCAGGAGAAUCGGAGUGUAUCGUCGAUGAUCGGGUUUUGGGAGCUAUUGCCCCUUUUCGAUGUUUAGGUGACACGCCAUUUAAACAGCCUCCGGAGUUCACGAGACGCAUCCUAUAUAACCUCUUCCCGGGUAACCGCGAUAUUUCUCUGUGGGAGGAAUUCCUAGUGCGGAACAAGACCCCGCCAUACAUUUCUGCGGUGCCCGAGGUCACACACUUUCCGCUAGACCGCUCGCAGGGGCCUCUACGAAGAUACCUCAUACUAUGUUCGGACGGAUUCACCGAUAUCUGUGGACAGCACCAGCGCAGUGUAAUUGACCGAUGGUUACGAAGUAUGCCUGUUGCUAGUGGCCGUUCUGCUACGAUACCACCUAAUAGGGCUUUACAACUACUAUGGCAGGGUCUCGGAGGCGAAUCGGUUAGCAUUUCUAAGACAUUGACACUUGACCUUGAUGUCCCCUGGUUAGAUGACAUCAGUAUUGUGGUUCAAUCACUGUAG
Molecule: messenger RNA, 1305 nt
Organism: Pisolithus orientalis
Lineage: Eukaryota; Fungi; Basidiomycota; Agaricomycetes; Boletales; Pisolithaceae
Product: phosphatase 2C-like domain-containing protein
Exons: 4
Coding region: 1-1305 (434 amino acids)
Biological process (GO): protein dephosphorylation
Molecular function (GO): protein serine/threonine phosphatase activity
Source: RefSeq, a predicted model, not a curated record